GUCAAAAGUCACACUUUUCCAUUCCACGCGUGAAUGCUCUUUGCAUUGUUUUCCAUUUUCAAAACCCAAGGCUCUCUCCUCUCUCUUUAUUAGCUAUAGACAGUUUCAAUAAGCACUUCAAUUAAGCCAGAGUCUCAAGUUAUAACCCGGCAUAACAUAAAGACUUCAGAGACUUCUCAGCUCUAAUUGUUUCCUUCACUAAAAAUAGAACAAUCUUGAGAUUCCUAACAAAUUUUACAUCACAGUUUCUUUGCAUUCUGAAGCUAAGAAAACUAUGUCUGCAAUGGUGGAGGUGAGAGUUCCGAACCUUGACUGUGAGGGAUGUGCUACUAAGUUGAAGAAAGCUCUCUUCAAGCUCAAAGGAGUAGAAGAUGUAGAAGUAGAAAUGGAGACACAAAAGAUUACAGUGAGAGGAUAUGCCUUGGAGGAAAAAAAGGUUCUUAAAGCAAUCAAGAGAGCUGGAAAAGCAGUGGAGCCAUGGCCAUUCCCUGGAUACUCUCAUUUUGCCUCAUUUUACAAAUACCCAACUUACAUUGUUAACCAUUAUUAUGACACAUACAAAAAUGAAGCUACCACAGGCGUACACACUUUCUUCCAAACCCCUGCUGUUUAUUCAGUCGCCGUCGCAUCCGAUGAAGCUAUUGCUUCACUCUUUAGCGAUGACAAUGCGCAUGCUUGUACAAUCAUGUGAACAUGCUUCUCUUUUUUUUUUUCUUCUUUUUUUCUCUCCCUCCUUUUUUUGGUCUUAUCUAAUUGAUGUUUUAUUAUUUUUUGAGAGAUGGAGAGGUUUAAUGCUGUCUUUUUGUUUGGCUCGAAGCUUGUCAUUGUAAUAGUAUGUCAUUUAUAUUAUUUUUCAUCUUAUAUUUGUGUU
Molecule: messenger RNA, 871 nt
Organism: Quercus robur (English oak)
Lineage: Eukaryota; Viridiplantae; Streptophyta; Magnoliopsida; Fagales; Fagaceae
Product: heavy metal-associated isoprenylated plant protein 31
Exons: 3
Coding region: 275-691 (138 amino acids)
Molecular function (GO): metal ion binding
Source: RefSeq, a predicted model, not a curated record